Messenger RNA from Helicoverpa armigera (cotton bollworm), 1288 nucleotides. RefSeq names its product enoyl-CoA delta isomerase 1, mitochondrial. Gene Ontology annotation, cellular component: mitochondrion. The record is from RefSeq and is a predicted model, not a curated record. Lineage: Eukaryota; Metazoa; Arthropoda; Insecta; Lepidoptera; Noctuidae. Gene Ontology annotation, biological process: fatty acid beta-oxidation. The transcript is spliced from 5 exons. The coding region runs from base 188 to 1039 and encodes 283 amino acids.
GCAAGACAACCACACCCACUGAGGCCAAGGACAUUUAGUAGACCCGCCCGCGUAUUAUUAACUGUAAACUGAACUUUGGAACUAAACAUAGUUUAACAUAGAUUAGAUAAAAUUGACAAUCGCCGGGUCCAAAGUUCAACAAACAAAGUGAACUGUGUGAAAAUAAAUUAACUUUUUAUACAAAACAAUGUUUCCUCUGAGGCAAAUCGUUGGCAAUGCCACCAGAAGAUUUGUGCCCACUAUGAGGGCAAUGUCCAGCUCCGGCCCCUUGGUGGACACAGCCGUAGACAAUGAAGGAAUAGCCACUGUGACCAUGCAAAGACUGCCAGUGAACAGUCUAAACUUGGAACUCCUGCAAGCUAUGAGCAAUGCACUGGACGAAGUAGUUAAAAACAAAUGCAAGGGAAUGGUGCUGACAUCUGCAUCACCUACUGUGUUUUCUGCUGGAUUAGACAUCAUGGAAAUGUACAAACCUGACAUGAAGAGGGUGGAAACCUUCUGGAAUACCCUGCAAGAAGUGUGGAUCAAACUCUUUGGAGCCAACUUCAUUACGGCUGCAGCAAUCAAUGGUCACGCCCCAGCCGGUGGAUGCCUUCUGUCAAUGUCGUGUGAAUACCGAGUGAUGAUGAGUGGCAAGUUCAGCAUCGGUCUGAACGAGACUGCCCUCGGUAUUGUGGCUCCCACCUGGUUCAUGCACACCAUGACGAACACCAUCCCGCAGAGGCAGGCGGAGUUAGCUCUUACUACUGCUAAGAUGUUCUCUGUUGAAGAGGCUCUGAAGGUUGGUCUCAUCGAUGAAACUGCAUCAGACAAAGCGGACGCCGUCGCCAAAUGUAAACAAUUCAUGAAGAGGUUCGACAAGAUCCCUCCUCUAGCGCGUUCUAUGACCAAACAGAAGAUCAGGGCAGCACCUCUCACCUGGAUGGAAGACAACCGCAAACAGGACACGCAAGAAUUCCUCAUGUUUGUUGGUCACCCUAAAGUUCAGCAAUCAUUAGAAAUGUACAUACAAGCUUUAAAGAAAAAGGCAUCCAAGUAAAUGUAACAGUCAUGAGAUUUUGAUGUAUUAUUGUGUGCUUUGAUAUGUGUAUUUUAUUUGUAAGCAUGUAAGAAAAAUUAUGAAAGGCAAAGCCGUUUCUCAUUAUAUAAUCCUAUUUUUAAGUGCUCAUUAGAUGAAUAUAUUGUUUUACAUUUUGUUAUCCCUCAAGUACUAGAAUGUAAUGAAAUGUGCAGAGUACGAUGUGUGGAAUAUAUUAUACAAAUAAAUUUGUUAAUUAUAAAAUUUAAA